AUGGACCUUGAUGCUGGUGCGGACGAUUUCUUUGCGGCGCUUGAUAACGGCGUUGACGACGAUGUUUUUGCUGGUUUUGGACCUGCUCAAGCCGAAACAAACGUUCAUAGCGACUACCCCUCAUCGGUGGAAAAUACUCCGCUUGUUAUACAGCAGGUUGACAGGAAAAACAAAGCAGAGAUUGCCAAGAAAGCUGCGAAGAAAGAAGAAGCUGCUCGUGCAGCUAAAGCUGCUAGAAAAGCAGAAGAACCAUCAUUGCCCAUGGAGGAACGGAUUGUGAACUUGUUGGUACCGGAACUUCAAGUGAACGACGUCAUGUUGUUGAUCCGCAAGAUGAAACAAGCAGGCAAGUCGGACGCUGAUGAGUUCUCGGAGCUUGAUGCGGAGCAGAAAACAGCACCACGGUUUCGAUGCGAGACAUGCGGCAACACAGAACAGAACAAUUUUAUUACAGAUUAUGCGCGGGGUGACACAAUUUGUAAUGGAUUGGAUGGAAAUGGGUGUGGUACAGUAGUGCAAGAUCAUAUUGUGCACGAAGGUAGCGCGUACCGUAAGUUUGAAGGUGAAGAGGACAAAUCACAUCAUGGACCUGCGCCUAAUAAGUUGUUCUCAACGGGACACAACUUGCGUACACUGAUAUCGCAGGAUGGUGAAAUGGCUGGGAAUCUAAGACGUGCAGCAGAAUUUGUCGAGAUGAACCUUAGUCAAAUGGGCAAGGAUGAGCGAAGGACGCGUAUUGGCUACAAAGACCAGAUGAAACAAAAAGCAUGUCGUCUGAUCGAUCAUACGAUGAGCAACUUGGAUUUGCACGAGAUUGUAGGCAGUCGCGCAAAGAAAAUGUUUGCCGAGUUUCGUGACGUCCGUGAGCAUGUGCACCAGUUUGAUGCCAUGGUGGCAGGCUGUGUGAUCGCUGCUUAUAUGGAGACUAGUAAAGAGAUGUACUCGGCACAGAAUGGAAUUCGUAUCGGCCAGCACAAACAAGCGGGUAUGGCUAGUCUACCACUCCCGCCAAACAAGGCAGUAGAUGAGAAAACGCUGCAUCCAUUUACAUGCACACUAUGUGAAAUGAAGUUUAAUGCUCGCCGUGGCAUGCAAUUCCACAAAUGCGCGGGCAAACCUGACGAGGACAAAGAAAAAACUUCAAGUGGAGCCAACUUGUCGCCCGUCGUGAUGCCUGAACAUCUCCAGCCGAUCAUUGAGACGAAGAAUGGCAAGCAGUGGUUCAAGUGUCCUGUAUGUUCACGUGUGUAUGGAAAAGAAGAGAGCUUGUCAGAGCACAUGGUGCGUCACAUGAACCAAAUCAAAAAGCGCAAGCACCACAUCGAAACAAGCACGAUCGACUCGACGCGCCUUGCAAAGACCACAAAGCUUGCGUCUGCCAACCCGUCUGUGCAGGUGAAUACACAUGAGCAAGUUAUGUUUCGCGGUGAAGGUCGGCAGGCAUGGCUCCAGCGCCUGGCCGAGGGAUAA
Messenger RNA from Peronospora belbahrii, 1470 nucleotides. NCBI's taxonomy places the organism in Eukaryota, Oomycota, Peronosporomycetes, Peronosporales, Peronosporaceae. The record is from the annotation of a GenBank genome assembly.